Messenger RNA from Nymphaea colorata (pocket water lily), 1276 nucleotides. Its product is annotated as single myb histone 4-like. Lineage: Eukaryota; Viridiplantae; Streptophyta; Magnoliopsida; Nymphaeales; Nymphaeaceae. Gene Ontology annotation, cellular component: nucleosome. The record is from RefSeq and is a predicted model, not a curated record. The transcript has 6 exons. Gene Ontology annotation, molecular function: double-stranded telomeric DNA binding. Bases 288 to 1115 code for a protein of 275 amino acids. Gene Ontology annotation, biological process: nucleosome assembly.
ACUGUAGUUUUGCUAUUUUGGUUUGUCGCAGGGAUCCCGGGGCCCUCGUCGCCGCCAACGCCUUCUAAAUCCCGGCGGAUAUCCUCCGGCUUCCUCCUCCCCCCAAAUGCCGCCGUCCUUCCGUCAAAGGAAAACCCAGUUCCCGUUGCCGGCCAUCGUACUCGCCGUCUUUACCGAAGAACGUUACUCCAUAAUCCUGCAGCAGCAAGCGCCACGACACUGACCCCUCUCUCUCUCUCGCGCGCGCGCGCUCUCUCUCUCUUUCUCGAAGAAGAAGAACAAUAAUAAUGGGAGCUCCGAAACAGAAAUGGACGGCUGAGGAGGAGGAGGCACUCCGUGCCGGGGUAGACAAGCAUGGGGCGGGCAAGUGGCGGAACAUCCAGAAGGACCCAGAGUUCGCCUGUUGGCUCGCCGCUCGCUCCAACAUCGACCUCAAGGAUAAGUGGAGGAAUAUGAAUGUUAGCGCAAGUGGUCAAGGCUCAAGAGAGAAGUCACGGUCUCUAAAGCUGAAAGCCAAUCCUAAUACUCCGUCAGUAAAUGCCAUGGUCUCUGAUAAAGUCCCAGAUGCAUUACCUGCAAAGGUUGCUGACUGCUCAAAGGGCUUAAAUGAUGGGAAAUACCCUGCGUCAAGGUACACUGAAAUGAUAUUUGAAGCUUUUUCAGCUCUACCUGACCCCAAUGGAACAGAAGUUGGUGCCAUUGUGCGCUUCAUUGAGGAAAAGCAUGAAGUUCCGCCAAAUUUUAGAAAGAAGUUGAGUUCAAAGUUGAGACAACUAGCUCAGCAGGGAAAAAUUGAAAAGGUCCACAAUGGUUACAAGGUCAUCAAUUCUUCACUUGGCACAAGAACUCCAACUCCGAAACAGACAGACCCAUUUCAUCGCUCAAAGUUGUCGGCAAAUUCUGCUCUUCAUACAACAAACAGCAUGGUUGAGAAAACAGCAAUUUCUAUAGCAUCUGAAAUUGCUGAAGCUGAAAUCAAAUCACAGAUGGCAUACAAAGCAAUGUUGGAAGCAGAGCGGGUUCAACGGCUAGCUGAGAAGACUGAUGCAAUGUUACAAUUGGCGAAGGAGUUUUAUGAGCAAUGUUCCAGGGGCAAAGUUGUCAUCAUGGCUUAGCCUGUGUAUGCCAUCGUAUCUGGAGAGGCCGAAUAGGACGUCCUUAUAAGAUCCUUCUAUAUUUUUUUGUUUUCAAUGCAAUAUAAGUGUAAUUCUGUUGGGUUAUUGUAGAAGCAAUUGAAGAAAUAUUUGUUGAAAUAAGAUCUGCCCAUUUAUUUAAA